Molecule: messenger RNA, 2483 nt
Organism: Laetiporus sulphureus 93-53
Lineage: Eukaryota; Fungi; Basidiomycota; Agaricomycetes; Polyporales; Laetiporaceae
Exons: 7
Coding region: 57-2483 (808 amino acids)
Source: RefSeq, a predicted model, not a curated record
CUCUUCUCUGCACGGGCUCUGUACGCCAUUCCAGGUGCCGGUCACAUACGGAUAGGAUGGACACAACACCAAAGAGAUUGGUACACUGGGCUUUGGAUAUUUCUUUCUCUGGUCUCGGUUCUCCUUUCUCGGAAGGCACUUCAACCGAGUUCACAUCCACUUCAAGUCUACAAUACGCGAAUUCGCAACUGAUCGCCCAUGGCUUCACCGAUAUUGAAUUGUCUCUUGACGGGCUGGGGACAAAAGAUGCUGAGAGGGUGGUAAAGUGUUUGUUCAGCAUGUUGAGUCAGCGAGUCGACGACAUGUCACGCACAGAAGAGCUGACCACGAAACUGCGUACAUUGUCCUAUGACCAUGAGCGCAUGGUGUCGAAAUACCGAGUUGCUGAGGAGAGGGCUGCCAAUGCUGAGAGGGAGAUGAAUGUGCACAAGUCGCGUCUGGGAGCCGCAACCCGAAGUCUGCAGGCUGCAGAGAACGCUCACAGGCAGACCACUGCGGAGCUUCAACGAACGCGAACCGCCUUACAGGCGUUGCGAACAGCCCAUCAAACUGAGAUAAAGAAGCUAGAGAAAGAGAAGGAGCGAAUGACGGACCGAUGGAGCAAAGUAUGCGACACCCAGGUCAAACUCGGGUCUACAAGCAGCAGCUUGCGCUGUGCAAACACAGAUGUUGUCGAGGCGUCUGACAUUCAACCGCGGGGCAAGACUCAGGGAUUCCUCGAUAUUGCCUUGGAGCAAACCGAGCAAGCAAGGAGGGAUCUGUUCGAGAGAAACAGGAAGCUCCGAGGUCUGAUUCUUUCGGCUGCGAACGACCUGCAGGGUAUGAUCCACGCUGCACGGAAUGACGGCCGUGAGGAGCCUGCUCCACUCACGUCUGCCACACUCUUCCCACUAUCUCCCACCAAGACUGCUAGCGAUAAGCUUUCCUCCCUGCUGACUUCUGUCAGAGAAAUCAUCGGACGCCUGUCCAAUCCAAACCCAGAUACUCUCACACCGCAUACAUUGUCCAGUUCUCAGGUUACAAAUACGAAGCCACAAGACGCCUCGGAGAUUGAUCGUUUGCAGGCGGUAAUUGAGACUCUUCGGAAGGAACUUGAAGAAGCACAGAAACAGGCUUCGACGUAUGCUGCGCAGACGCAGGCCUUAUUUGAUCGGUUCGCUGAGGAAGAAAAGCCACAAGGUGAUGUUGGCGAGAUGAGUGUGGACCUGAUGACAGCGCCUGCGCGGGACGAAGAGAAGCGGCGCCUGGAUACACGUUUCAAAGAGCUGGAACAGGAACGGCAGAAGUUCACAGAGGCUGCGGUCAGACUUGGGCGAGAGAAAGCAGCAUUGGAGGCGGAACGCCUCACGUUUUUGGAAGAGAAACGCGCAUGGCAAGUCCAAGUAAUGUUGACCGACCUUCCGCCGACUCCUGUCCCACCAGCUGUGGAAACAGUACCGUCGCAGGAAGAAGGACAGGAGCAUGCGGUACGCAGCCCUCCGCGGAAGUUGAAAGCAACCAGUAUACCUUCCGGCAGAAUUGGCGCGAGAAAGCCUCGUUCAUCAAGGCGGUCUUCUGGGUUUGGACUCGGACUCGGACCUGUAUCCUCGAAGAGAAUCGUCCCGCCCUUCGAGACAGAGGUCAUACCCUCUCCUAAGGUCCAGCCACCAGCGUUCGUGCUCCCACCGCCAUCUCCUGCAGCGUCAUUGCCCACGAACAGUGGCGUUUCAUCCUCCUUGAUUCCUCUCCCGACACAGGCCGAACAGACAGAGCCGUCUCAAUCUGCGACAUCCACUACGACGUCGAACAAUCAGAUUAAUGCUGCAUAUACACAACCAUCGUCGACUUCAGCACAAGCACCGCAGAGCUCAUCACAAGCGAGCGCAGGUCCAUCCUCCGCUCCAGCCCCGAAAACACCAGAGACCCGGCGGCCAUUCCCCAUGGCGAAGCCUCUCGCUGCUGCGCACAUGAUCCACGCCUAUUCUCCCGUUAAGCCCAGUCCGCUCAGCAGGAUCCUAAUGCUCGCAAAAUCGCCAGACAGCCCUGAGAGUGACAGUGGCAAACUGAAUGCCCUGCAGGAGAGCGAUAGUGACUUCUCGCCCACUCCGAUGCCUAUUGCGGCUGCGCCGCUCGCACGGGCACCAAUUCAAAGCCUCGCGGAGCUCGGAGCCUUGGAGGAUCCUGAUGAGAAUCCGCUGCUGGACAAGACGCCGGAUGCCAAGGGUGUGAAACCACGGGCAUCUCAAUUCCAGACCAGGUUAACUGCGAAACAGAAAGGCAAGGGUCGGGCAGAGCCCCUCGUUCACUCUCGGUCCCGUCCUGCAGUUGCUUUGGAAAGGGAGAAUAUUAAGCGGGCUAAACUGAUCUCUGCAUCCACGGCGAAUCGCUCACCGUUUGCUCGGACCAAAGCGGCUAGUAAGCUGCCUGGGGUUAAAGGCGGUGCAAGGCGCGUUCCCAUAGGCAGCGCGGAAGCUGCACCCACGGGGCCAACGUGGAAAGGCUGA